Molecule: messenger RNA, 952 nt
Organism: Doryrhamphus excisus (bluestripe pipefish)
Lineage: Eukaryota; Metazoa; Chordata; Actinopteri; Syngnathiformes; Syngnathidae
Product: ribosyldihydronicotinamide dehydrogenase [quinone]-like
Cellular component (GO): cytosol
Molecular function (GO): NAD(P)H dehydrogenase (quinone) activity
Source: RefSeq, a predicted model, not a curated record
ACAUCCAAUGAUGGGUGAGGCUUCCUGUAUAAAACCAACUCACAGCCUCAGCCUAACCAUCCGUGGGAGUAGUUUGGGUCCUGACUGCAGAAAUGGCAAAGAACGUCCUCAUCGUGUACGCCCAUCAGAGCUCCGGCUCGUUCAAUGCUGCGGCCAAAGACGCUGCCGUGGAGGUUCUGACUGCUCAGGGUUGCACGGUGCAAGUGUCUGACCUCUAUGCCAUGAAGUUCAAAGCCUCUGCCACCCCUGAGGACAUCAACGGUGAGGUCAAGAACCCUGAACACUUCCGUUAUGCUGAGGAGACCAAACUGGCGUGGGAGGAAGGAAAACUGUCCGCUGAUAUCGUGGAGGAGCAACGUAAACUCAGCCAGGCGGAUCUGGUCAUCUUUCAGUUCCCCAUGUACUGGUUCAGCCUUCCUGCUAUUCUGAAGGGCUGGAUGGACCGGGUGCUCACACUUGGAUAUGCCUACACUGAUGAAAGGAGAUACAGCCAGGGGCUCUUCAAGGACAAGAAGGUUGUGCUGUCUUUCACCACCGGCUCCCUGGAGUCCAUGUUCAGCGCUGAUGGCAUCAACGGAGACAUGAACGUCACCCUGUGGCCGCUUCAGAACGGCAUCCUGCACUACUGCGGCUUCCAAGUGCUGGCGCCUCAGAUCUUCUGGGCUCCGUCUCGUGUCCCCAAAGAGGCUUGCGCCACCAUGCUGGAGGCCUGGCGUGCACGACUUCAAGGUCUCCUGGAGGAGGCCCCGCUGGCCUUCACUCCCAUGGACUCCUUUGACGGAGACAAGGGCUUCCAGCUGAAGCCCGAGGUCCAGGAGAAACAUGCAAACCAGGAGUUUGGCCUCACUGUGGGAACCCACCUGGGGAAGCGGGUGCCACCCAGCCAGAUGAGGGCUGGAGUUUGAACUUUGGUGUCCUGUCUCUACUGAAUAAAAACAGCCUCCCAAGACUA